Leptosia nina is the source of this 1365-nucleotide messenger RNA. The record is from the annotation of a GenBank genome assembly. NCBI's taxonomy places the organism in Eukaryota, Metazoa, Arthropoda, Insecta, Lepidoptera, Pieridae.
AUGGUGCACCUCACAGCGAGUCUUCGUCAAUACAUCAUAAUUAUUUCUGUGAAUCUAACCGGCAUCGGUAUGGGUAUGACAUUCUCCUGGACAUCACCAAUGCUGGUGAAACUGAUGAACGAAGACACCCAGUUCUCCAAACGCGUCACAGAAGAGGAAGCGUCGUGGCUAGCAUCUCUUGGAUUCCUGUGUUCUAUAAUUUGUCUUCCAGGGUUUUACUGGCUUGUAGGCUUACUGGGGAGGAAAAAGAUGAUGCUGUAUUUAAGUUUAGCGAGGGCAUGCGUUAACAUGUUGUACAUAUUUGCAAGUGAGAUCUGGACAUUAUUUAUUGUGAGAGCGGCAACUGGUGCUUUGGAGAUCGGCAUUCUUACCAACUUGCCCGCUUAUAAUGCUGAGAUAGCCAGUAAACAAAUCCGUGGAGCCUUAGGCACGAUGGGACAGUUAUCAACCGCCAUAGGAAUGUUAAUAAUGCUGUCAGUAGGACCAUACGCGUCAUAUCAAAUGGUGAAUAUUGUUUACCAGUGCGUGGUAACCAUUGGAUUGAUACCGCUGUUCUUUAUUCCAGAGAGCCCGUUUUGUAUGCUAAGGAAAGGUAGAACAGACGAAGCGCUGAAAAUCCUGACCUAUCUUCGAGGUUCAGAGCUCACAGCGCAAGAGGAAAUGAAACAAAUGACUGCGGUGUACGAUCAGAAAGUUGACAAGCGGAUCCUGUUCAAAGACAUCGUAUUCCUAAAGACGCUUGGCAUCGUUACCAUCCUCAGCACCGGUUAUCAAAUGAUCGGCUACUGUUCCGUGACAUUAUACCUUCAGACCAUUCUAGAGGUCACUGGAACUAGUAUCUCUUCAGAGGUCGUGUCUGUGAUUUUUGGCGUGAUGCAGAUAUUUGCGUGCUUCGUGACUACUCUCUUGAGUGACAGGGCUGGUAGGAAGCCAAUUUUGGUAUCUACUCUUGCUGGCAUGGCUGUUGGAAUGAUUGGGCUCGGCACUUUCUUCUUCAUCAAGGAUUCUGGAAGUGAAAUUGAAGGCUUCUUGAACUAUAUGCCGUUAAUUUCCUUAGUCAUUAUCGUCUUGUGUUUUAAUGCUGGAAUGGGAAGCCUAAGCAUAGUCCUGUCUGCAGAACUGUUUGACAACCCAACAAGAUCCAUCGGAAUUUGCGUAACACUUAGUAUGACAAUGUUAUUCGGUUUCUUAAACCUGAAAUAUUUCCCAAUGAUGACGACGGCUCUUGGUUCCGCGACGGUAUUCUGGUCGUUCGCCGUUAUUUGCGUGUUACUUCUGUUGUUUAUAUCCUUUUGCGUCCCGGAGACGAAACGGAAGACAUUUUUGGAGAUUCAAAAAGCGCUGGGGCGGAAAAAUCUUGGUUAA